This is a messenger RNA of Durotheca rogersii, 3156 nucleotides long. RefSeq names its product WD40-repeat-containing domain protein. The transcript is spliced from 5 exons. Gene Ontology annotation, molecular function: protein binding. The record is from RefSeq and is a predicted model, not a curated record. The coding region runs from base 721 to 2511 and encodes 596 amino acids. NCBI's taxonomy places the organism in Eukaryota, Fungi, Ascomycota, Sordariomycetes, Xylariales, Xylariaceae.
CCCUCUUCUCCUCCCCCCUUCAACUUGCUGGUUGCAAUCCGUGCAUUGCAUGGAUCCGUCGCCCGAACCCACCAUCCAUCUCCCAUUUUCCUUCCACCACGCAACAGGUCAUGGUUCUAAUCCAGCUCGUGCCUAGCCCCCGAGCCCUGGUCAAACAAAUCUGAGUAUUACCAGCCUGGGUCUCCUCUUCUCUUGCCAUCCCUUCUUUUUUCUCCAUCAUCUUCCGCUUCCUUCACAAAUCUUGCCUACGCUCCUCCCCCUCCUCCCCUCCCCCCCAGCCUCACCAACGUCGUCGCCCCGUAACCUCAACCCGUCCCCGUCCGCCGUAGGCUAUAGCGACCAUUUGCAACCCGCUGCCUACGAUUGCGCCCUUGCCCUCGUCCCGUCACCCCGGGCUCCCCUUCUGCCUGCUCCCUCCCCGCGCGACUGCUAUGUUCGCUGUCCUCUGACCCGGCCCUGCCAAGUCUCUUCUCGGUCGUGCAAUUGGGCUGCGAGGGCGGGAGAUCCUCGCGCGUGAGGCUGAAUAAGAGCUGAAGGAAUCAUCCCGAGAGGUUGCUCGCACCUUACGGCCUUCUGUCGUAAACAUCAUCCCCUCGUCGAACACCUACCACGCGGUGGCACGUACGCGAUACCUCUUCGAACGUCAAAUUCUAACCCACCCUUUGCUCCGUCGUCUCGUGACCGCAGCUCGUCCGCGCAAGACGACACCAUCGCAUCAAUAUGUCCAUGUACCCGCAUCGCGGCCUGCCGCAAAACGCGGCGCGCCUUAACGAACUUCUCGACCAGAUUCGCACCGAGUUCGACAAUCAGGUCCGCAUGAACGAAGGCUAUGAGCAGCAAAUCCAACAGCAGGUCCAGGAAGCCCAGCUCAUCCGCGAGAAGGUAUAUCAAUUAGAGCAGCAGCACAUCAACAUCAAAGCGAAGUAUGAUGAAGAGAUAGUUCUGCUACGCCGUCAACUCGAGGCGGCACGAGGUGGCGCUCCGCAGCCUGCCAUCCCCGGCCCGCCUCAGCACGGCGGCCCUUCGGCGGGACCUCCGCCCCCUUCCAUCGGCAUGGGUAACAACCUCUUUAGUGGGAUCAUGACGGGGCAGGGUGGUCAGGGUGGUCUGCCGCCGCAGCCCACUCCCCAGGACCAGGCCCCGCCCGGGCCUCAGCACCAGAUGCCGCAACCACCGGUGCUGCAAGGGCCGCCUCCCCCGCCGGCGCCUCCUCAGCAGCAGCCUCCUUUUCAGCAGUCCUACCAGGGGCCAGGUCCCAACGGGUUCCCGGGUCAGCCCCCUCAGAGCACGGCUUCCCCCGGCCCAGGCAAGCGUGGCAUCGGUAGGCCUCCGGCUGGUGGGCCUGCUACUCCGCAAAUCAACACCCCGAUGCCGUAUGCCGGGCCGGGCGCCUCGCCGCAGGUCGCGAACCACCCGACCCCUGAUCACCGGGCCAUGCCGCCUCACCCCGGUCCGAUGGUCAACAACGCUCUCGGCGACUUGGACGUCGAACGUCUCCCGCCUCACGUGAAGAAGACUCGGGACGAUUGGUUCGUCAUCUUUAACCAGCACGUCCCGCGUCUGCUGGACGUCGAUCUAGUCCACACCCUAAACCACGAGAGCGUGGUGUGCUGUGUGAGAUUCAGUCACGACGGCAAAUACGUGGCGACCGGGUGCAACAGAUCCGCACAAAUCUACGAUGUCUCUACCGGCGAGAAGGUCUGCGUUCUUCAGGACGAGAACGCCGACGUCACCGGGGAUUUGUACAUCCGGAGUGUGUGCUUUAGCCCCGACGGCAAGUACCUGGCUACGGGAGCGGAAGAUAAGCUCAUUCGCGUGUGGGACAUCGCCUCCCGGACGAUUCGGAACACGUUCGCCGGCCACGAGCAGGACAUUUACUCUCUAGAUUUCGCACGAGACGGACGCACGAUCGCUUCCGGUAGCGGAGACAGAACUGUGAGGCUCUGGGAUAUCGAGCAGGGUACUAACAUGUUGACCCUCUCUAUCGAAGAUGGCGUCACCACCGUUGCUAUCUCGCCGGAUACGAAGUACGUCGCUGCCGGGUCACUCGACAAGAGCGUUCGCGUUUGGGAUAUCCACCAGGGGUACCUCCUAGAGCGCCUCGAGGGCCCCGAAGGCCACAAGGACAGUGUCUAUUCCGUCGCAUUUUCUCCUAACGGCAAGGAUCUGGUGAGCGGUAGCCUGGACAAGACCAUCAAGAUGUGGGAGUUGUCUACCCCUAGGGGAGGUCAGAAUCCUGGCCCCAAGGGAGGCCGAUGCGUCAAGACCUUUGAGGGUCACAGGGACUUUGUUCUCAGCGUUGCCUUGACCCCGGAUGCGAACUGGGUUAUGUCGGGCUCUAAAGAUCGGGGGGUCCAGUUCUGGGAUCCCCGAACCGGCUUCACCCAACUCAUGCUCCAAGGGCACAAGAACUCUGUGAUCUCGGUAGCCCCCAGUCCGACCGGCGGCUAUUUCGCGACGGGCUCCGGCGACAUGCGGGCUCGCAUCUGGUCGUAUAGACCCCUGUCGUAGACAGGCAUGUAUCAGUCGCACGGCCGAAAGUGACUCAGUAUACUACUAAGCUGCUUAGUUGUUACUUACAUGGAGUGACGCUUUACUUCCGCAGCGAGGGCUAUCUGCCGUGUGUCCGAUGAUAAUAAAGCUCGGGCGUUUGUUAAUGGUUGCCUUCGGGUUUAGGGAACUGCUGGUGUUCUAGAAUCGGAGUUGCUGUGACUUCAGAAACCCCUCGGGAAGGAGGAGAGGAAGGGGUGGCCUUUUCCACCCACGUUGACGACGCGCCUCCAUUCCCUUCCGUUUUCCCUCUUCCCUCUCUCCUCGACAGACAUCUAGGCGUGGAUAAAUAAACGGCGCUGUACCUUUUUUUUUUCUCCGCCUUGUAGGGUGGACAAUGAUGGGGGAGGGAGAAGAAUUCGGAGUCGAAACUAGGUGGUUAAAGGGGGCGGGGGAGGGAGGAGUUGGUUCUAUCUUCUCUCACCCCUCCCCCUUCCGCCUUCUCGGAAGUGGUGAUGGAAACGCUUACUUAUUUUAGAAGGGGGCCCCCACGUCUUUUCUCUCUCGAACUGCUUGUUGAUAAAAAAUAAAUUUAAAAAUAAAACAAAGAAACCGGCGUAGCCUCGAGGUCUCGCUCGGCUUAAAAUCAAGUCCUUUUUUUUUUGA